Messenger RNA from Pangasianodon hypophthalmus (striped catfish), 1179 nucleotides. RefSeq names its product olfactory receptor 6N2-like. Bases 232 to 1179 code for a protein of 315 amino acids. Gene Ontology annotation, biological process: G protein-coupled receptor signaling pathway. Gene Ontology annotation, cellular component: membrane. Gene Ontology annotation, molecular function: olfactory receptor activity; G protein-coupled receptor activity. NCBI's taxonomy places the organism in Eukaryota, Metazoa, Chordata, Actinopteri, Siluriformes, Pangasiidae. The record is from RefSeq and is a predicted model, not a curated record. The transcript has a single exon.
AUAAUGUAGUUGGUAACAGGAACAACUACAACAUGGAACUUGACGAAGAUGAUGAAGAUCAGGAGGGAGACUGAGUGUUUCUUCUAGUUGCUCUCAGCAAAUCACUAAGGAAUAUGUGUCUGGAUGAAAGAGUAUAAAUAUCCAUGAAGUUCAUUUCCUCAGCACAGCUGUAGUUUAUCUUUGUCUACACUCUGCUCUCUGAAUGGCUACCAGAAAAUCACAGAUACAUGAAUGACUUUUCAGAAAUUAAUGGAUUAUACUACCAACAUUACAUAUCUAAUACUGGAUGGACAUGUGGAUUUAGAGCAUUACAGAUAUCUUUAUUUUAUUAUCACUCUCACUAUCAACAUAAUGAUUAUAUGCUUUAAUACAGUUAUUAUUUUUGUCAUAUUCAAAAACAAGUGUCUCCAUGAGCCCAUGUAUAUUUUUAUUGCUGCAUUGCUUUGUAAUGCUCUCUUUGGAUCCACAGCUGUUUAUCCUAAAUUGCUGACUGAUUUACUGUCUGAAAAACAAAUCAUCUCUUUUGGAGCUUGUUUAUUUCAGGCAUUUUGUCUGUACACAUAUGGUGCAUCAGAGUUCACGCUGUUAUCAGCUAUGGCCUAUGACAGAUAUGUGUCCAUCUGUAAUCCAUUACAUUAUGCAAAUCUUCUAAAAAUGUCCACUGUCAGAAAGAUCUUAUUUUUAUCAUGGUUUUUGCCUUGUUGUGAAGUUGGAAUAGGCAUUAUACUAACAUCCCGUCUCCAGCUGUGUAAAUUUAAAUUAAACAGAAUAUACUGUGAUAAUUAUUCAAUUGUGAAAUUAAAUUGUAGGGAAACAUUUGUUAAUAACUUAUAUGGUCUUAUCAUUUUCAGCAUUGUUGUAUUUCCUCCAGUGAUCUUCAUAAUCUACUCGUACAUUAGGAUACUCGCUGUGUGUUUAAAGAAUUCUAAAGAUUUCAGAAAAAAAGCUUUACGGACCUGUUUACCACAUCUUCUUAGUUUCAUAUUUUUUUCUGUCAACAUAACUUUUGAAAUUAUAAAUCACAGACUCGAAUCAAAUCAAAUUCCACACAUUAUUGCUAUGAUCCUGUCACUUAUUCCUUCUGUUAUUACUCCUCUAAUUAAUCCUAUAAUAUAUGGAUUAAAACUGCAAGAGAUUUUUAAUAAUAUAAGGAGAUUAAUUUCAUGGAGAAAAUGGUAG